CUCACACUUAAUGCUUAAUAGUCUUCCCAAACUUUAAACUUAAAUGCUUGCUGUCUUAACCUCUCAUGGGGUCGUAUAGGUCUUUCAUCUGAGGAUUGUGUUUUGAUAUGAAAAGGUCAUUAGGUAGAAGUUUAGAAGAAGGAGCCCAGCCAGGCAUGGAUCUGAAUCAGUCAAUUGAGUUCAACUCUUCUUCAGCCACAUCUCCACCGGUGCACAACUUCAUGCCAAUGUCUUCUUUCAUGCUUCCUCACCAUCGCCCAGUUGAGGAGGAAUGUCAGAAGGCUUGGAAUUCUCGUUCUAUGCAAGGAGAGAAGCACAACUUGCAGAUGUUUUGGAAUCAACAGUUGUUGGAUAUUCAAAAUAUUUCAACGUUUAAGAAUAAUCACCAAUUGCCCCUUGCAAGGAUCAAAAGGAUCAUGAAGUCUGGUGGAGAAGUGAAGAUGAUCAGCGGAGACACUCCAGUGCUGUUCGCAAAGGCAUGUGAGCUCUUCAUUUCGGAGCUGACUCUGCGCUCAUGGCUUCAAACUGAAGGCUGUAAGCGGCGAACGUUGCAGCGCUGUGACAUUGCCAGAGCCAUAAAGCAUGAUCCCAUCCUUCAAAAGUUCUUGCUUGAUUCUAUUCCUUAUGACCACUGCAAGGCUGAUGAGAUUGAAAAAUGUGAUGAAGAAGUUGAGCCUCUUCCUCCAGUUGAAGGUCCAUUGCCUAUGAUAGAUAUUAAUGAGGAUUUUGUCUUGACAAACCAUGAAACUCCUGAGGAAAGCAUGAUGAGGCCAUCAUUGUCUUCUUCUGCUGAAUUCAAUUAUGAAACUGGUCCUAAGUGAACAAGUAGUAGAAACUAUUGAUGGAAGAGGCCAGUUGGGUACAACUAUAACCUCAUCUUGAAAUUUUAUUAAAUAAGGAGAUAAAUAAAUUAUUUGGGUAUGAGAUAUGAAGUAUAACUUUUUCUCAUAACAAUUAAUUUUGUGGGAAACCACACUGGUGCUUUAUUUUCUGAGAAUUAUAUUAUUAUGAGGGUUGAUGGGCCUUUCUUUUUA
Ricinus communis (castor bean) is the source of this 1034-nucleotide messenger RNA. RefSeq names its product nuclear transcription factor Y subunit C-10. The coding region runs from base 108 to 821 and encodes 237 amino acids. NCBI's taxonomy places the organism in Eukaryota, Viridiplantae, Streptophyta, Magnoliopsida, Malpighiales, Euphorbiaceae. Gene Ontology annotation, molecular function: protein heterodimerization activity; DNA binding. The record is from RefSeq and is a predicted model, not a curated record. The transcript is spliced from 7 exons. Gene Ontology annotation, biological process: regulation of DNA-templated transcription. Gene Ontology annotation, cellular component: nucleus.